Molecule: messenger RNA, 1447 nt
Organism: Strongylocentrotus purpuratus (purple sea urchin)
Lineage: Eukaryota; Metazoa; Echinodermata; Echinoidea; Camarodonta; Strongylocentrotidae
Product: 2-oxoglutarate and iron-dependent oxygenase domain-containing protein 3-like
Exons: 9
Coding region: 65-1066 (333 amino acids)
Cellular component (GO): membrane
Molecular function (GO): iron ion binding; oxidoreductase activity, acting on paired donors, with incorporation or reduction of molecular oxygen; L-ascorbic acid binding
Source: RefSeq, a predicted model, not a curated record
GUAACGGCUGGGUACAAAGUCUACAGAAAGUGGUGUUCAGAAGUUGAUAGUUUAUGAUUGUAAGAUGCCUGCGGAAAAGCGAAAAGUGAGCUCUAAAAAGCUGCCAGAUGCAAAGGGAAAGAAGAAACGUGAUUUGAAUGAGGAAACUGGAAAUUCUGACGUGGAUGCACACCAGAAAAUUCAAGAUGAAAAGAAUGGUCCCUCGGCCAAGUACAGGUCUACAGGCCGAAGGAUCCUCAUCAGGCUCUCAACCAUUGCAGUACUCCUGGUGGGUGCUCAUCUUUACUUUGGCCAAGGACAGAGCGUCCUGAUACCAUUGGCCAAACAGACAGAGACCCUCCCUGCUAAAUUUAUCUACGUCAAAUGUUCAGAGGACUUUGAAGCAGACAGGGCAAAGUUUCCAGAAUGUGCACCCAAGUUAUGUGGCCGAGGCGUGAUGGAUACUAUUGUUUCAGAAAAAGAAGCCAAACAGCUUGUAGAAGUUGCCAAGAAAGGAUUAUCGUAUGGAGGAUCCAAUGGAGGAGCAUCUAUUCUAGACCUUCAUUCUGGCGCUCUGUCAAAAGGAGAUUCUUUCAUCAAUAUUUACCAAUACAUCGAGCAAAAAAAUCUAGGAAAUGUGUUCAGUUCCGAGGAUAUAAGGCUGUACAGGAAAGUAGCGGAUAAGAUCAAAGUUGCUAUCUCAGCUCGGUUCCAGAUCCCUGGCCAGAAGAUCUACCUGACCCAUCCUACAUUUUUCUCCAGGAUGAACAGCAAGAAAGCCAAGACACUCCAUGAUGAAUACUGGCAUCCCCAUGUUGAUAAGAAAACCUACGAGACAUUUGACUACACAUCCCUGCUCUACCUGACAGACUAUGACGUCGAUUUUAAAGGAGGACGCUUUGUAUUCAUUGAUGAUAAAGCAAAUUCAACCGUUGAACCAAAAUUAGGUCGCUUGUCAUUUUUCACAUCUGGCUCCGAGAACACACACUUCGUAGAGAAAGUCACGAGUGGAACGCGAUAUGCCAUCACUGUCUCUUUCACCUGCGACAAGAAGCAUGCUAUCCAGUAUCCGAAAAUGGGCAGCUAAUCAUCUGACCAAUCACAUGACCUUACAACUCACCGAAAGCAAUAAAUCGCCUGGGGCUCAGUAGCUGGGUAUUUUUUAUCCUUAUUAUUAUUAUAAAUGAAGAAGUCUUUUCAUAUCAUCUUCUUGAAGCCAGAAAGGGUAUAAACUCAUAUGAUUUGACCCUGAGUCGAUGCCCUUUUGACUCUAAACAGACAGUAUGCCAUCCCCCCACCCCCCCCCCUCCCCCUCCCCCUCCCCAUUCUAAUCACCAUCUCUUCUUUCAUUCUUCUAAUUAUGUUGCUAAAUUUGUAUGGACUUCAUACUUUUUUACCUUGGCACAUAUUCUAUUUGCAUACAUAUUUUGUGCCAUAUGUUUGUCUAAUAAUUGACAUUUAGAUGUGA